CCUUCACAGGGUGACACGUCUGCGGUGAGUGAGUGGCGUUGGCAGCCUGUCAAUCCCUCACCGGAGCGGCCAUCAAACAACAUAAAACACGCGCGGGCACCGGGCGCGGGGCUCAUAAAUUCCGGCGGGCCGAUAUUUUUGCACAUUGCUUUGCAGAGAGUGUGUAAUUAAUUUUUUUACAAUUCUUUCCCCGUUAUUUCCGCUCUUUUCUUUGCACAAGUUCAAACUUUUGAUUGCUGCUGUCUCACCCCCGUGCACAGACUUGGGAUCGUUUGUUAUUUGGGGGGGAGGGCGAUUAAUUUUUUUUUUYCCCUCUGUGAUUGUGUUUUCUUGGCUUUUUUAUGUUGCAAUUUAGGGGUGGGGGUGUUCGCUGGUUUGUUGUGGUUUUUGCUGUUUGCACCCUCUCAACUUCUGAAGGAUUUGAAAGCGAGUCUUUUUGAUUUUAUAUUUAAAUUUUUUUUUUUAAUUUUGCCUUUUUGCAAAGAAGAUUUUUGGACAAGUGGGGAAAGACAUAAAAAGCAACAAUAAAAAUAAAAAAGGGGAAAAAAAAAAACCUUUGGAGGAAGAUUGUACCAGGAAAACCUCACAGAAAUCUGCUCAGCUCAUUUAUCCGAGGCACCAAUAUGAUGAUGAUGAAAGAAGAUUGUAACUAAAGAAGAGAGUGAUUUACUACCCUGGGAAGAAGAAGAGAGAGUGGAAUAAACAGCUGAGAUCCGGUCAAAACACAAAUACUACCUUUUUUUUGUUGUUAUUUUUGUUGUUCUUGUUUUGUUUGGCUUUUUUUUUUUUUUUCCCCUUUUUUGGUGGUGUGUGUGCAGAGCGCGGUCAGGAGCGCGGCACUGGGACUGAGCGGGGCAGGCGCUGCCGUGAGCGCCCGGAGCGCGGCCCGGCCCGGAGCCAUGGACGAUCAGUCCAGGAUGCUGCAGACUCUGGCCGGCGUCAACCUGGCCGGGCACUCGGUGCAGGGGGGCAUGGCCCUGCCGCCUCCCCACGGACACGAAGGGGCUGACGGCGACGGCAGGAAGCAGGACAUCGGCGACAUCCUCCAUCAGAUCAUGACCAUCACUGACCAAAGCCUGGAUGAGGCACAAGCAAAGAAACACGCCCUGAACUGCCACAGGAUGAAACCCGCCCUGUUCAGCGUCCUCUGCGAGAUCAAGGAGAAAACAGGUACGGGCCGGCCGCGCCGCCGCCGCCGCAGCCAUCUUAGCGCUCGGUCUGUCCUCCCGCCGCGCCGGGCCCGGCUCCCCUCACACCGCCGCCGGGAGCGGGGCCGGGCCGGCCCGGGGAACCCUCCGGGACCCGUGAGGGGAGCCCGGGCGGCGGCAGCGCCCUGAAACGGCCCGGGGGUCCCCUGACGGCCCCCGCGGCCCCGGAGCGCCUGCGCUGCCGCGUUCCCGUCAGCCGGUGUGUGAAAGACUUCCCGGGGCGGUGUGACCGCGGGUUUGAACCCCGGGAGCGGCCCGGGAGCUUUGUGAGGGGCGGGGGWGCCGAGCCGAGCCCGCGGCGGCCCCGCCGUGCGCUCCCCGACCCCGCUCCUGUGCCCGCGCUGCUCCGCUGCCUCCCGGGCGCUGGGCUUUUCAACGCCCAAAUUCUCAAAAAUCCUCCCAAAAGUACAUUCUUUUUUUUUUCUUCUAUAUUAACGCGACAGGAAUAAACUUCGUGCUUUUCUUCGGGCGUUUUAGAAGAUUUUUUGCAAUUUUUUCACAUCACUGAAUUUGUAUUUUUUUUUAAGAAGAAAAUUUGCAGAAAGGAUUCUGCUUUGUAUUAUGAGAAUAAGGGCAUUUAGUGAGAACAAUAUUUGAUAAGAAUAAUAACAUUUAACAAUAGUAAGAACAUCAAACAAUAACAAAAACAUUUAUUAUAAUUUGGAUUUUAGAAGAAAUAGACAUUUAUUCACACAUAAGUAAAGCCAUUGCCUGGCUUUUUAGCUCUGUGUGAUACUGACGUUCUGCUUAAUUUCACACUGAAAAAAUAAAACUGGACAAAAACAAUCCAAUGUGAAAUCAUUGCAAAUCUGAGCUGUGGAGCCCGGAGUGAGCGGUUCUAAGAGAAUUAUGGUGUUUUGCAUCCAAGGGUUUCUUUGCUACCGGGGAUCCACUUCAGUUCCUGCUGACAGCUAAGCACUAGGGUAUUGACUGUGUUGUGAAUAUUAAGAUUGAUUCUGCUUUAUGUUGCAUUAUAUUACCCGGGAUAAGGGGAAUGAUCCCUCUCCUGCCCUCCCUUCCCACCUACCUACGUUCCGCCUCGGUCGGCUCCGUAACCCCUUUCAGUCCUUUUUUUGGCUUUUGUUUGUUUCCUGCCUUUCCCUAAACUUCUUUGCCUGUCCUGCUCCGGAUCCAGAGAGCAACCUGCCCUCGGUGUUCAGACAUUUGCAGGAGGCACGUUUCAAUUAAGGAGGCAGGCGUGGGUCCCGCGGUCACUUUAUUUGCAGAGGGCUUAUCCUCAGUGUUUUGAAAGGCAAGUGURGUCAGGCACAUGUCAGAGGUGAGCUGCGAAGAAAACCCGAGUCCUUUCAGCACUGGGAUUACUGGCACAGGCUAUUUGUGAGGCCGCCGCCGUCUCGCAGGCGAGAGRGAACCUGACAAGAGACUCCGUGGUCUGAAACCUUUCGGGGUGUUUCAGUGAUAACUUGUAAGUUGGGAUCCUGCAUUUGUGCUGCAAGAAGUCGAGCAAGUUUUCAAGUUAUCUCUCUUUUGUGMGAUCGCUGAGAAUCAACAAAGAGUGAAGGCGUCUGGCUGCCCAAAGGCGAGCUCCUGCCAGCCCSGCAGCACGGGAGGGACACGAUUAAUGCUCCGGGUGAUUGAUGGAGAUGGAUCCACACCUCCACCAAAAACUCUUCCCGGAGGGAGACCUUCACUCGGGGUCUCCCAGUUGAGGCAAAUGUCUGUGCAGGCUUUAGUUAGCGUGCUAAAGCAAAGAAAAUGUGAAAAUAAAUUGUAGCCUGUAUUCURGAAGCUGUUUUUGGAGGGAACGGCUCAGACGAUUCUAAACUGGAAGCACUAGGAAGGGUCUGAGGUGUGGUUAAAGCUGAGGUAUCCCCUCUCCCCCAUGGGCUCUGCAUUUUCUUAUGGUCUGAGAGCUUAAACCUGCYUYUGAUGGGAUCAUGUGCUGGUGUUGAAUUCUUUCUGAUCAGAACCAAAGUUUACCUGGGUGUGGGAAUUGCCGUGAUGGCUUUAUCACUGUCUUCCAAGGGAUGAGGAGAGAAGCUGGAGCCUAGCAGUCAUGUCUGUUCAGAAGCAACUAAUCUGAUAUUUAAGUAAAUUUUAUAUUGAAUUAUGUAUUUAUUUGCAUUUUAGUAGUUUUCAGUACAGUCAGGGAGGACUUUGUGAGACUGGCUGGGAGAGAGAUGAAGGAGGAAUCYUCAGUUUACAUGGAGCGACUCUGUCGCUUCCUGGCAAGGGUUAAUGGAUGUAUCUCAUUUCUGAAAGCCUCACACAGGGUCAGGAACUGAAGAUUUUUAUUUUUUCUCCCUGUGAGAUAUUUACCAUGUACAAAGAAAAUCACCGACUUGCUGAAUUUAGCUUGACAUUUCUUUUAACAUUUUAACAUUUUCAAAAGUGCUACAUAAUACAUUUAAGUGCUUUACAGCUAUUAAUAGCCGUGUGUAUUCUGAGAGGCAACCACAAGGUAGCACGGUGUUCAUGAAGAAACUGCCACUUCUGGCCUUAAUUAGUUCAAAGAAAAAUUAUACCAAAGUUCUACCGAAGGCCCACCAAUAAAAUAGGAAGGUGAGCAAGGGAGGACCUAGUGACUCGGUUUGGCUGUGCUUUACCCGUUCUCCAAGGUGUCACUGGAAACGGUGAAGUUGCCUUCGCAGUGCACGCUCACAUCUGUUGCUUACCUGCGUCACAGUAUGUUYCUUCAUGCCCUGCCAGGAGGAAUCAAAAACUGAUUUGCACCAUUGUUUGGUUUUUUUAAUAGCUUUUUUUUACUGACUAAAACACCUUCAGGUUGGUGAUUUUGUUAAGCUUCCCUUAGGAUGUUGUUCUACCUGGGGUUCUGGUUAUUCUUAUGAAGA
This is a messenger RNA of Malurus melanocephalus (red-backed fairy wren), 4021 nucleotides long. RefSeq names its product PBX homeobox 3 (gene PBX3). The coding region runs from base 900 to 1337 and encodes 145 amino acids. Gene Ontology annotation, cellular component: nucleus. The transcript has 2 exons. Gene Ontology annotation, molecular function: DNA-binding transcription factor activity. Lineage: Eukaryota; Metazoa; Chordata; Aves; Passeriformes; Maluridae. The record is from RefSeq and is a predicted model, not a curated record.